Messenger RNA from Raphanus sativus (radish), 1525 nucleotides. RefSeq names its product PI-PLC X domain-containing protein At5g67130. The record is from RefSeq and is a predicted model, not a curated record. The transcript has 9 exons. Bases 25 to 1293 code for a protein of 422 amino acids. Gene Ontology annotation, molecular function: phosphoric diester hydrolase activity. Gene Ontology annotation, biological process: lipid metabolic process. NCBI's taxonomy places the organism in Eukaryota, Viridiplantae, Streptophyta, Magnoliopsida, Brassicales, Brassicaceae.
AGCUCUCCAUUGAAUUCGGGAGCGAUGUCGGCGUGCACCAACGGCUUAAGCAGAGCCGUAACACUCUCUCUUCUUCUUCUUCUUCCCUUCUUAUCCCUUUCCUCUGCUUGCUCUAAUGGGAACUGCCAGAUGCUGGAAUCAUGCUCCUCAGCCACUGACUGUGUCCCAGGUCUAUACUGUGGGAACUGUCCUGCCGUUGGAAGAACCAAUCCCAUUUGCACAAGAGGCCAAGCCACUAUCCCUACUUCCAUUAUCAAUGGAUUGCCUUUUAACAAGUAUACAUGGUUAAUGACUCAUAAUGCUUUCAGCAAUGCAAAUCAACCGCCUUUGCCAGGUGUUCAGAGGCUUACAUUCUUCAACCAAGAAGAUACUGUUACUAAUCAGCUUAGAAAUGGAGUUAGAGGACUAAUGCUGGAUAUGUAUGACUUCAACGACGAUAUCUGGCUUUGCCAUUCCCUUAGAGGCCAAUGUUUCAACUUCACCGCCUUUCAACCUGCAAUUAACACAUUGAGGGAAGUUGAGGCAUUCUUGACUCAGAACCCAACGGAGAUUGUUACCAUCGUUAUUGAGGACUAUGUGCACAGACCUAAAGGCUUAUCAACUCUGUUUGCUAACGCUGGUCUGGACAAGUACUGGUUUCCCGUUUCCAAAAUGCCUAAAAGGGGAGAAGACUGGCCUACUGUGACUGACAUGGUGCAAGAGAAUCACAGGCUCUUGGUUUUCACUUCUGUUGCUGCUAAAGAAGAGGAAGAAGGCGUUGCUUAUCAGUGGAGAUACAUUGUUGAAAAUGAAUCUGGAGAUCCAGGGGUGAAGCGAGGUUCUUGUCCGAACAGAAAAGAAUCACAACCUUUGAAUUCAAAAGGUUCAUCUCUUUUCUUGAUGAAUUACUUCCCGACGUUUCCGGUAGAGAAAGAUGCUUGCAAGGAACACUCAGCUCCGCUUGCUGAGAUGGUUGGGACUUGUCUCAAGUCAGCUGGGAAUAGAAUGCCAAACUUUCUCGCCGUUAACUUCUACAUGAGAAGUGAUGGAGGAGGCGUUUUCGAAGUUCUAGACAGAAUGAAUGGACCUGUUAUUUGCGGUUGUGAAACCCUUGCUGCCUGCCAGCCAGAAGCAGCUUUUGGUUCUUGCAAAAAUGUUACUCUUCAGACGAGAACACCAGACAUGGAAUCAACGGCUGGGACCUACUCAGGUUCAGUUCAGUUCUCGAGAUCCUUAGCUGCUGUCGCCUAUUCACCAAACACCAUUCUUGUCUUGUGCUUCUCAUGGCUUCCAUUGAUAGUGUUUUUGCUAUGACAACAACCAAACCAAAUUCCACUUCUAGAGAUGAAUGAGGAUAUAUAUAUGAAAUGCGUUAGAAAAGAAAAGAGUUUUCUGAUUUUUAUUCUUGUUAUUUUAGACUACUGCAGAUUUUUAUAGUCAGAAAGCCUGUGUUGUAUGUGUGUGUGUCUUCAGCUUCUGUUGAAUAUUUAUGCAACUUAUAUAUAAAUAUAUAGAAUCUUUACUGAAUAAUUUAUAUAAUAUUUUU